Messenger RNA from Staurois parvus, 318 nucleotides. The record is from the annotation of a GenBank genome assembly. NCBI's taxonomy places the organism in Eukaryota, Metazoa, Chordata, Amphibia, Anura, Ranidae.
CCUGUACCAUGUGAUCUCUGUGAUCAUUCACAGAUUUCACACGUAGUAAGCAAUGAUGUCACAAGUGGCAUCUUGCUUACUACUUUGCAUGUGAUCACUGAUUGGCCAAUCAGUGAUCACAUGAUCAGGACCUCGAAAAGAGGUCCCGUCCGACGAUCGGUGUUCCACUGUGUCCGGAGGACACAGCGGGACCGGAUCGGGGCGGGGAGGCCGUUUAUAAACAUCUACCCGACCCUGCACUGCCACCGUCCCGCCGUUUAUAUACAACGGCCGGACGGGGAGGUGGUUAAGAAGACUGACGCACUGCAGUUGUGUUCA